AUGUCCCUCAUGUCUAACCGUCCCUCGUCGCGCAGAUCCCGCGGCCCGGCCCCCAAGAUAGUCGUCAAGAAGGAGCCCUCCUCGCCAGACAUGCCCACCACCACCCGACACCGACCCCAGCGUCUCAACCUCUCCAACCACAACAUUGUCCACUCGUCCGGUGCCCUUACAGCUCGCCCUUCUGGUCAGCCCUCUGCAAACCUGCUCGAUGUAGGCCUUGCUUGCCUGUCACCUGGCUUCCACACUCAGGACCCCACCAUGCGCGAGCAACUCCAACGCAGUCUCGAUGUAAGAGAGCGCCAGAGACAGAUUAUCGAGGCUCGCCAGAAGCACGGCAAGGGCGGCCCAUCAGACGCAGACGAGCCCCGUCCAGGCACAGAGAUUGGUGCUUUCGGCCGCACAAUAAAGACUCCCCAGACCUCACGCCGAAAGGGCCCUCCUCCAGCCCUCUCUAUUGCGCCCCCUUCACACCAGUCGUUUGCAAACGACCGUGUCAUCCAGUCGGCGCCCCUCAAUCAAACUUUUACUGGCCUGCGCAGCAACGUACCCUCAUCAAGGCACACCAACGCGCCAUCAAACCUGUCACAGUCCUCGCACAUUCACCAUGUCCCGGCCCAGCAGACCAGCAACCGGUUACCACCCAUCUCGGACGUCUUUCCUGAGCCUCUUGGAACGGCACGCAACGCCUAUCACAACGGCAGCCCUGGACACUCUUCGCACUCCAACGUACAGCCCCCGAUGCAAUCACCAAGCUUCCCACCCCCACAGUUCACUCAGCCCCCGCCAACAUCAAGGCCCCGCGAGUACAAGUCUGCUGAGGAGGCAGUCCAGCAAAUGUCAGGUGGCCGAGAAGAUCUGCUCCCCCGAUUGGUCCAUUACGGUGGCCACCAGCCCCCAACGCCCCCAUCGCCAAUGCCCAAUAAGAACGCUUCAUCAACACACCUUGUCCGCCCAGAGUCGCAGCGCAGCACUAGCUCUCGGAGACGUGGCCGCGACGAGUAUGAGCAAGACAAUGGCACCCCUCCACUCGGCCGCCAACAGCCUCGUCUGGGCCCAUUCGGCGCUGGCCGCGACUCGCCAGAGACGCAGCUUAGAAAGAAGGAGGAAUUCAUUGGCCUUUGCGCAAGAGCCUGGGAUCUAUUCCACUCGUAA
Messenger RNA from Bipolaris sorokiniana ND90Pr, 1152 nucleotides. RefSeq lists its product as uncharacterized. The coding region runs from base 1 to 1152 and encodes 383 amino acids. The record is from RefSeq and is a predicted model, not a curated record. The transcript has a single exon. NCBI's taxonomy places the organism in Eukaryota, Fungi, Ascomycota, Dothideomycetes, Pleosporales, Pleosporaceae.